AUGGAAGAGGUUAACCCACCAGCAGCGAGGCCUAAGUUGGGAGAUUAUGGGCUAGCAAAUCACCGUGGUCGCCUAACUCAUGUGUUCCGACCUGCUAAUCCUGUUACUUUUGACAUCAAAGCAUCAGUUCAGAAUGGAUUGAAGGAAAGACAGUUUGAUGGUACCGAGACCAUCAGCCCUCAUGAACAUCUAAGCCACUUUGCUGAAACUUGUGAGUUUUGUGUUCCUCCAGCAAAUGUUACCGAAGACCAAAAGAAACUCAGGCUAUUCUCGUUCACUUUAACCGGUAAAGCUAAAGACUGGUUAUUAACUUUGCCUAAUGGGACUAUUCAAACAUGGGAGGAGUUAGAGCUUAAGUUUCUAGAAAAGUAUUUCCCUAUGUCCAAGUACUUGGAUAAGAAGCAAGAAAUAGCAAGCUUUCGGCAAGGGGAAGGUGAAUCACUUUAUGAUGCUUGGGAAAGAUUCAAUUUGCUACUGAAGAGAUGUCUUGGCCAUGAGUUUUCUGAGAAACAAUAUCUCCAAUUCUUCACCGAAGGGUUAACUCAUAGCAACAAAAUGUUUCUAGAUGCCUCAGCUGGAGGUAUCCUAAGGGUAAAAACUAAUCACGAAGUUCAAACUCUGAUUGAAAACAUGGUCAGCAAUGAGUACCGUGCUGAAGCGAAAAAGAAAGAAAGAGGUGUUUUUGGGGUAAGUGACACUACUUCCAUACUAGCUAACCAAGCAACCAUGAAUAAGAAAAUCGAAACUCUAACCAAGGAGGUACAUGCUUACCAAUUGUCCAACAAACAACAAGCAGCUGCAAUACGGUGUGAUUUGUGUGGUGAGGGCCAUCCUAAUGGUGAGUGUGUACUUGAGGGAGCUAGUGAAGAAGCCAACUAUUUGAACUAUCAAAGGCAAAACCCUUACUCCAUGAACAAGCACCCUAACUUGAGUUACUCCAACAACAAUACCUUAAAUCCUUUGAUGCCUAAUCUCAACAACAACAACAACCAAGAAAGCCUUCAGGUCUUGAGGAAACAAUGA
This is a messenger RNA of Medicago truncatula (barrel medic), 1023 nucleotides long. RefSeq lists its product as uncharacterized. The record is from RefSeq and is a predicted model, not a curated record. NCBI's taxonomy places the organism in Eukaryota, Viridiplantae, Streptophyta, Magnoliopsida, Fabales, Fabaceae. Bases 1 to 1023 code for a protein of 340 amino acids. The transcript has a single exon.